Messenger RNA from Aspergillus welwitschiae, 416 nucleotides. RefSeq lists its product as uncharacterized. Bases 132 to 287 code for a protein of 51 amino acids. NCBI's taxonomy places the organism in Eukaryota, Fungi, Ascomycota, Eurotiomycetes, Eurotiales, Aspergillaceae. The record is from RefSeq and is a predicted model, not a curated record. The transcript has a single exon.
GUUCCUGUAUGGAGUAAAUGGAGUCUAGUAGUUAUCACCCUACUAAGCACUUAAGGUACAUGCUUACGAACGCUUUGUUCAAUUGCUUAGAUAGCUGCCGGUUUUAAUGUACAGUAGGAUUCCCAUCUAGUAUGCCCGGACCUUGUCUUUGGGUAUCUACCUACUUGCGUGCUCCUUCAACACUCAUUAUAAUACCUGUCCAAUCUGGGGACGCCUUGAUCAUCAAUUAUUGUCAUUUCACUGAGCGAGACACACUCCAGGUCUCCACUCAGCGGUUAGUGCUAUGACUCGAUAGGGAAUUUAUUCCUUUAGUCCAGCUCACAUAUUAUCCGCUAACCUGUUCUCUGAGGUACAGAGCGACAAGUCAACCGAUUAAAAGCAUAAGUGGUUGCUGCAAUGUCUAGCUAGCCUCUGUG